UCACACACUCUCACACACUCUCACCUUCUCUCACACAGAACGCAGAGGACAAGCCUACAAUUGAGAUUUAGCGUGAGUGUUAGAAGUAGCAUUAGCAGUAACAUCUUUGAGUUUUUAAACAUGAACUUCAGGACAGUUUCUAUCUUUGUGCUCCUGGCCUUCAUCACCCUGACAGCAGGAGUGAGUGUUGAGCCACGGUGUCGCUGCAGCGGGGUUGAGAGUCGCCGUGUUGGGAAAAUGAUUGAGCGUGUUGAACUUUUCCCCCCAAACCCACACUGCACACACACUGAGAUCAUAGCCACACUGAAGGGCAGUGGUCAGCAGAUCUGUCUAGACACUAAAGCGCCAUGGGUAAUGAAGGUGAUUGAGAAGAUCAUGGCAAACCAUUCGCCCUGAACCCUAAAAGUCUAACCUGCACUUUGUAGAGUGUGUGUAUUUGUGUGUGCAUAUGUUUAAGUGUCUUAAUUAAUCUGUGCUAUUUAUUUCUAUAUUUAUGUCAUUAUUUAUUGUUGUUGAUUUUUCUAAUAAAAAUUAUUAUUCAUAAA
Messenger RNA from Pangasianodon hypophthalmus (striped catfish), 545 nucleotides. It is a transcript of the gene cxcl8a, whose product is annotated as chemokine (C-X-C motif) ligand 8a. The coding region runs from base 121 to 396 and encodes 91 amino acids. Gene Ontology annotation, cellular component: extracellular region. NCBI's taxonomy places the organism in Eukaryota, Metazoa, Chordata, Actinopteri, Siluriformes, Pangasiidae. The record is from RefSeq and is a predicted model, not a curated record. Gene Ontology annotation, biological process: cellular response to lipopolysaccharide; chemokine-mediated signaling pathway; antimicrobial humoral immune response mediated by antimicrobial peptide. The transcript has 4 exons. Gene Ontology annotation, molecular function: CXCR chemokine receptor binding; chemokine activity.